GAGAUUCUGACUGGUUAUAGGUGCGUUCACAUUCGCCAUAUUGAAGGAGAGACACGCGACCUUGAGUUCAAUCUUAAUUCAAUCAUUUACUCUGCCUCCACAGACCGUAAGUUCUUACUUAAAUAAGAUUUUAGUUUUUUCAAUUGUUUAUAAACUUAACAGCUAAAAGAUGUUUCAAGCGCUAAGCGAAAAAUUGAAGAAUAGCCCGUUUAAAUCGGCUCAUUGUGAAGGACUCAAAGUCAAUGAAAAUAGAGUGAUUGCCGCUCCUGCAAAUGAGGAAGCUUCAUGCGAAUUCGGCUCUGCUAAAUAUUAUGCAUUGUGCGGUUUCGGCGGUAUCCUCUCCUGCGGAUUGACUCACACAGCUAUUGUUCCCCUCGAUUUGGUUAAAUGCAGAAUUCAAGUAGAUCCCGCAAAAUACAAGAACAUCUUUCAUGGCUUUAAGGUUACGAUUGCCGAAGAUGGAAUGAGAGGAUUAGCCAAGGGAUGGGGCCCAACCUUUGUUGGUUAUUCCAUCCAAGGUCUUGGAAAAUUCGGUUUCUACGAAUUAUUUAAGAAUGUUUAUAGCAACAUGUUAGGAGAGGAAAAAACUUACCUGUACAGAACUAGCCUUUACUUGGCUUCUAGCGCCAGCGCUGAAUUCUUUGCAGAUAUGGGUCUCUGUCCCUUUGAAGCAUUGAAAGUAAGAAUACAAACACAACCUGGUUGGGCAAACACGUUAAGAGAAGGCUUCCCUAAAUUAUUAGCCGAAGAAGGAGCUUGGGGAUUCUAUAAGGGUAUCACGCCUUUGUGGGGAAGACAAAUUCCAUACACCAUGAUGAAGUUUGCCUGCUUUGAAAGAACAGUUGAGGCUAUCUACAAAUACGUAGUACCUAAAAAAAGAGAAGACUGCUCAAAACCAGAACAAUUGGUUGUUACAUUCGUUGCUGGCUAUAUUGCUGGUGUAUUCUGUGCAGUUGUCAGUCAUCCUGCUGAUACUAUUGUUUCAAAAUUGAAUCAAGAUAAAGGAUCCGGAGUUGUUGCUGUUGCUCAGAAAUUAGGAAUGGCUGGUUUAUGGAGAGGAUUAGGACCUCGUAUCAUCAUGAUAGGAACUCUAACAGCUUUGCAAUGGUUUAUCUAUGACUCCGUAAAGGUAGCCUUCCGUCUACCUCGUCCACCACCUCCAGAAAUGCCAGAAUCUUUGAAGAAGAAGUUGCAACAAUCUUGA
This is a messenger RNA of Dimorphilus gyrociliatus, 1204 nucleotides long. NCBI's taxonomy places the organism in Eukaryota, Metazoa, Annelida, Polychaeta, Dinophilidae. The record is from the annotation of a GenBank genome assembly.